Messenger RNA from Cryphonectria parasitica EP155, 1017 nucleotides. RefSeq names its product NAD(P)-binding protein. Bases 1 to 1017 code for a protein of 338 amino acids. NCBI's taxonomy places the organism in Eukaryota, Fungi, Ascomycota, Sordariomycetes, Diaporthales, Cryphonectriaceae. The record is from RefSeq and is a predicted model, not a curated record. The transcript is spliced from 2 exons.
AUGUUCCGAGGCGACAACCUCUUCACCUUCCUGCUGAGUUCCAUCUCGCAGGCCUUCCCAGGAAAACCAACUUUUACAGACAAGGACAUCGGGGACCUGGACGGCAAGGUCUACAUAGUCACAGGCGCCAACACAGGCGUGGGCAAGGAUGUGGCCCAAGUGCUGUACGCCAAGCACGCCAGGGUAUACUGCGCUGCCCGGUCCGAGGAGAAGGCGCUGAAGGCGAUAGAGGCCAUUCGGACUGCGGUGCCGGGCUCCCGCGGCGAGCUGCGGUUUCUGUACCUAGACCUCGCCGAUCUCAGCACCAUCCGAGCGUCGGCGGAGCAGUUCCUGGCGCAGGAAGACAAGCUGCACGUCCUGUUCAACAAUGCGGGCGUCAUGACCCCGCCACAGGGGUCGCGGACCGCACAGGGCUACGAGCUGCAGCUGGGCGUCAACAACGUGGGCACCUUCCUGUUCACCAAGCUGCUGACGCCGGUGCUGGUGCGCACAGCGAGCGCCGCAACAGCUGGGUCGGAGGCCUCGGUGCGCGUCGUCUGGGUGUCGUCGUCGGCAACUGAGUCGCCCUCGGUGCCGACGGGCGGCGUAGACCUGGCCAAUCUGGACUACCACGUCGACAAGAGCGCCUUCGAAAAGUACGCCACCUCCAAGGCCGGGAACUACCUGCAGGGCGUUGAGUUUGCCCGCCGCCACAGGGCCGAUGGCGUCGUCAGCGUGCCGCUGAACCCAGGCAACCUGAGCUCGGAUCUUUGGCGCAACCUGCCGGGCUUCGUCGUGCGCAUCAUGACGUUUCUCGUGCUGAACCCGCCCGUCUAUGGGGCAUACACGGAGCUGUUUGCUGGCCUAUCGCCUGACGUGACGAUCGAGAGAUCUGGAAAGUGGGUCGUCCCAUGGGGCAGGUUUGCGAGGAUUCGAAAACAUAUGUAUGAUGGAGGCAGGCCGGUGUCUGAAGGUGGGACUGGACAGGCAGAGAAGUUCUGGGAGUGGCAGGAGGAGCAGGUUCGGCCGUUCUUGUGA